GAAGCCAGAAGCUCAUACUGCGUAGUUGUGUUGUGUAGGAGAGCACAAAACACUGUAAACCCUGGAGCUGGAGUUGUGUAGGUGUAAAGCUGCGUGUAAAACAUGUUCACAUGAUCAGAUCACGUCGGUAUGGUACAACACUACAGUAGGCUAUAUUCGCUUAUUAUUAAACUUGACUGGAGCAUAUAACGCGUCUGGUUUAUGGCUUGAAAGUGUGGAAGGGGCAAACUGAAACAGCAAAAAAAGAAGAAGAAAAAAGCCCCGACCACAUUCUCGGAAUAGCGGUGAAAUGUCAGGCUGCUCCUGCGUGUCUAUUCGGGGGAAUUUAGUUUCUUCUUCUCGGAUCUAGUUCCUCUGACUCCGCGAUGGAAAGCAUCAAGCCGAACCCAGACGUACGGACCAUGAACGAGUGUUUCGUGAAGACCAUCUCAGCUCUAACCGUGGACGAUGUGUACGAUAUCGCCAAGCUGAUCGGCUCAGACGUGGAAAAGUUAAUCGACAGCUACGGCAAAACCAGUGUCGAGAGUUUGGUGCCUAAAAUUGUGAAGGUGCUGGAGCUCUUAGAGAGUUUCACGGCCAGCUAUCACACACACAAAUCUAAAGAGGAGAACCUACUGAGGGCUUUUGAAACACUACGGGUUCAGCAGAAAGACUCUCUGACGGACACGCGCGACUGGCAGCAGAAAGAGCAGAAAUGGAGGUUGGAGAUAGAUGCAAUGAAGAAGGAGAUGCUGCAGCUACAGGAGGAGAACCAAGAACUGCUGGUUCGCCUGGAGAGCUCCCUCUCUAAAGAAGACCGUACACAACGUCAGGAGAGAGAGGUGAUGCUCAAACUUAAAGAGGUGGUGGAUAAACAGCGUGAUGAGCUCAGAGCCAAAGUGCUGGAGAUAUCCAAGAUGUCUAAAGAAGUAGAAGCGCUCCAGGAGCAGUUGGAUCGCUUUAUGAAGAUGAACGGAGAGUUAAGGACUAAACAGGGCAUGAUGCAAACUCAGCUGAAGAGCAUGGCCGAGAGGAAAGUAGACCUUGAGACUGACCUGUCUGAGAAAGAGAAAGAGAUAGAGAGACUCGUCACGCAGCUGGAGCAGGCCAAGGCAAACACAACUCCUGACACGAACAGUCCUCCAACUGACAUGACUUUUAAGAUGAUCAUUGACCUGCGGGACCCGAAUAGACCGUGUUUCACCAAGCAGGAAGUGCGAGACAUUUUGUUUGAGAGGAAUGAGCUAAAGGCAAAUCUUUUCCUGGUGCAAGAGGAGCUUAAUUUCUACCAGCGCGAGAUUAUGAGUGAUGAGAGAUGUCCUGGCUUCUUAUUGGAAGCAGUGCGUGGCGCUAUAAAGAAACAGAGGACCAUCAUUAAGGCCAAAAUGCUGGGUAUACCAGAGGAUGACUGCAGCAGUGAUGAAGAGAAAGGACCUUUGUUCGAGACAAGAAAAGAUGAAGACUGCCCUGACAGCAGACCUCGAGAAUCACGCAUCAGAAGCCUCUUUGGCUACCUGAGCCGCUCGGGCAGUGAUAGGAGCGGCCAUCAGAUCAGCAGUUCUGCGUGGGAAAUCAUCAACGCUGAGGAGCACACACCUGAAGUGGAGAAUGGGCCUGGAGGCUCUUCCUAAAAACCAAAACGUUUUUUUCCCGCCUUUUCACAGCAUCAAGGAACUGUGUAGAACUAACCAUAUAAAUAAAAACAUAUUCACAGAUCUGUAGAGUUUAACAAAGAGAGCACAUUAGAUCAGAUUCUAUACUUUUUUAUGCCAAAUGUUUUUUAUUCGAGAGCUUAUAUUGUUAAGCCCGAAUUGUUUGAGGUCAGUUUGCAGAUGCUCUGAAUAAUUUAUUUUUUCAAGUAGGGCUAUGUGUAUAAAAAGAUGAAACAAAGAUCAAACAUAGAAGUAGAAAGAAUAGAUUUAAAAAGACGUGUCGAAAAUUUGGGUUGUAUGACAGUAAUAUAUUUUUCCCUGUGUAUAAAUAAUAAAAUGGAGAAAAAGAAGAAAGGAUAGAUGAUACUAUAAUUUGCUAAUAAUAACUUUGUCACAUGAAAUUGUGUUUAUUACUUAUUUAUAUAUAAAAAAGGAAAGCACUAGAAAUGAGCAAAAAACAUUUAUUUUGUGUACUAGAAAUCUAUAUUCGUAACUGAUAGUGUACCUUCAGUUAAUAUAAUGAAAAUGUAUAGGAAGAAACAGCAUUAAUAUGUUCGUGUGUUUCUAUAUUUUGUAAAGAGUGUAUUUUAGUAUAAUCUGUAAAACCAAAGAUGCCAACUUGUAUUCGAACCAACGAUGAUGAUCACACCGGUAUUCUUUUCUACCAGCAGGGGUCAUUACUGUGUUUCAUGUUUUUUGGUGUUUAUUUACAGCUAAUUCAUAGGACACAUGGUUUAUGCUUUUAAAAUUGCUCAGCUCAACUAUUUAAUGCUUUUUAACUUUUAGUGUUCAUAUAACUUGUAAAAAAUGAAAUCUUGAGGUGGAGUAAAUUUAACUGCAUUAAAAACUGGAUAAAGGGUAAACUACUACAAAGUUCCACAUUUCAUAUGAAUUGCAGCUUUCCACUGAAUAUUUUGAUUAUUAAUAACUGCUAAUAUAAAUUAUCUGCUAGUUAUGAGCUAGUUUGAAAGACCAACACAUUUGUUUGAAGGCCAAAGAGAUUCAGAAAGGUAAAUUUGACUGAGUACAUCUGAAUAGCGUUAUGUGAUAUAAUUUAGAGUAACCCUUCAUUUCCUUCAGGAAAACAGUCACAGAAUAGUCUGGUGUUUGGAAGUAUAGAAACCAAGACUAUCCUGUCUAUGUCAGUGUAGACAUAUUUGAUCAUUUAUCAUUUUCUCAGUGUGAAAAUUGCUCUGUUUGACUAUUUUUGUAUGGCUAUGUAAAAUACAUUUCUUUGAGAUAUAAAUCUAAAUAAAUCUAUUAUAAGUGA
Molecule: messenger RNA, 2901 nt
Organism: Silurus meridionalis
Lineage: Eukaryota; Metazoa; Chordata; Actinopteri; Siluriformes; Siluridae
Product: Rab interacting lysosomal protein
Exons: 8
Coding region: 366-1610 (414 amino acids)
Biological process (GO): cilium assembly
Cellular component (GO): cytoplasm; ciliary basal body
Molecular function (GO): protein dimerization activity
Source: RefSeq, a predicted model, not a curated record